CUACCUUUAUCAGGGUCUGAAUCACUGGCCCGAACUUUGUACCAGAUGAGGGCUACAUAUAGGCAAUUGGAUUAUCCAAACGUCGUCGUAUCUGGUAUAGCUACUGUCUGCAUCAACAUGUCUUCCCGAGGGAUAUUUUUGUUACUAACGAGCUUGGUAUUUGUACAGGCAUCACUGAACACGCCCUAUUUCCCCAUUAAGUUCGGAAACUGUAACUUUCCUUCAAUUAGUGAACAACUUAUCAAGGAUGAAUUCUUCAAUAAGAAGUGGUACGUCUGGAUGAGUUCUGGCAACUAUUUCUUUGCAAUGCAGAGCAAAUGCGCAGGGACAGACACACGAAUCGUUGGGAAUGACACGGAAUUUCUACAUUUUCAAUAUGAGAAUCCGUUGAAUUCAUUUGUCACCCUUAAAGGAAAUGCACCAGGCAACUAUCUUCGAUACAAAGGACUUGUGUUUCCCGUCGACUAUAGUACGAACAGAUAUAACUUUACUUUGGCAUUGUCAAUUGUUGAAACUGAUUACGACAACUGGGCAGCGAUAUACUUCUGUAAGCAGCUUCUCGGUUCCAAAAUUGAAUUGUCCUGGCUUUUGACGACGGACUGGAAGAAAACUCCAUCGGAAGAGCAAAAGAAUGAAAUGUCGGAAGCUGUCUCCAGGUUCGACUAUACUCUGGAUGACUACUUCCUUCAAGACAACAGCCGUUGUGGUAUCGGAGAACCACAUUUGUAGUGAUUUCUCUUUAUAUAAAUUAUCAAACCUUCUUCUAAGUAGCAGUGAUUUAUUACUGAGUGGAUUGAAGGCCAAGAGAUCCAUGCAAUAAAAUUUAAAUAUUGAUUUUUUUUUCAUUUAAAGUAUUACCAC
Molecule: messenger RNA, 861 nt
Organism: Nezara viridula (southern green stink bug)
Lineage: Eukaryota; Metazoa; Arthropoda; Insecta; Hemiptera; Pentatomidae
Source: the annotation of a GenBank genome assembly